AUGGCGGGCAACAGCAUCCCCUCACGACAGCCAGCGGCCAGGGUGGGAGGCCAGCGGCGUCGUUUGUCUCGCGCUCCCCCACGUAACGCGGUGCCCAGGUCACAGACUUUGCCUGUCCUUGAUGCUGGUAGUGAGUCUGGCGCAUCCCAUGCAGACUCAGAGUCAGAGCCACAUGGACAUGCCGCUGCCACCCAUGCUCAGGAAGGCGCGAACGUCCUCCCGGCCUCGCAGUCCAUGGCGAACUUCCAUGAUUCGCGCCCUCGCGAUCACUCUCCUGUCCCGACUACCGGAAGCGCUUCGAGCGCGACUACUGACAUCAAGACCAAGCAUAGUCUGCUCUCUGUUAACACGUCUCGCAAGCAGAGUCCUCUUGUGACCUCCCCACUGCCGCCGGCUACGCCCACGAAGGCUCAGAGGGUCCUCGGUACUCUCGAUGAGACCGCGUUCAAGAACUUCAUUGCUGACGACGAGAAUGAAGCUCCCAAACCGACCGGCUUCUGGGGCACCAGCAUGAAGACUGCCAAGAAAAUGUUGCUCUCCCCAGCCCGUUCCCGCCACCAGCCCGAUCCCUACACGCUGACUCUGCCGCCGAACACCACUGCUUCGAGGCCCGAGGAGCUAGAGACUAAUUUUGUUGAUAGGAUCGGUAUGGUCGAGACAGGCCGCCCGAUGCAGUACGCCCCCGACUCGAAUGCUUGCUCAGGCUCUGAAGAUGCCGCCCUUCGUCAACGACCGCACCCUAAGACUGUCAACAAGCACUUGGCGCAGAAAGACAAGAUUGAUAGGCUGACGCCGAUCACGGAGGCUUCGCGUGAUAGCUUGAGCACUGCUUACCGUGGCGGCGAGAGCAACACGGAGCUCGAUGUCAUCGACGAAUACACUGACCAGUACCGCCCGUACAGCCGCCAAGGCCUUCCUCAACGUCUUGACUCUCUCAAGCCCAUUAAGACUAGCGGACUCUAUGAGCUAGGCCCAGAGGAUGUGUCUCCUAUUGAUGAUGGCAGCGAGCGUCGUCUUCAGCUUGCGGAUGAAGGAGAAGAGGUCGACGCGCAUUCAGCUACUCCCGUCGAGACAAAGGCGCAGCAGCCAGGUGUGGUUCAACGUCGCAGUCCGCUCCAAGUUGUCGAAGACCGCUUCCUCGACGUCGCUGAAGCAGAACUCGAAGCCAAGAAGCGCGUCGCAAAGCUCGCAGCCAAGAAACGCAUCGCCGAGCUCGAAGCUAAGAAAUACGCAGCGGAGCUUGAAGUCAAGAAGUACGAUGCAGAGCUCAAAGUCCUGAAGUACAACGCAGAGCUCGAAGCUGCGAAGCUCGACUCACCCAAGGAAGACAUGUUCGCGGUGCACGGCACGCCCAUCGCGCUCAGCAAGGCGAAGCUGCUUCCUGCCAUUCAAGGUCAAGAUCUCACGCCGUUCGAGAUUGAGCUCGAGAGGAUCCGCCAACAGUGCGAUGACCAUGAUGCUACCAGGAAGGCCAUGGAUGCCAAAGUUGCCGGCAUGUAUCUGAGCCAUCAAGCUUUCAAGAAGGAGUUUGAGCCAUUCGCGGCUCGUGUUCGAGGUGAUGCGGUCGCCGAAGAAGUUGAAGAGGAAGACGAUGAUGAUGACGAUCUCGUCUCCAUUUCCAGUAGCAUCGACCUGGACGAGGAGCCGACCCUCCAUGUCGCCACCGCUAUGACCAUCACCCGGGUCACUCCGGGUAUGGUCAAGCUCAUCGACAUUCCUCCCCGGAGGAACAAGAAGGCGGCGGAGAAAGAGAAGGAGGAGAUGAAGGCGAGUCCUGAUCAUCCUCAGGGUCUAUAG
Parastagonospora nodorum SN15 is the source of this 1797-nucleotide messenger RNA. RefSeq lists its product as hypothetical. The record is from RefSeq and is a predicted model, not a curated record. Bases 1 to 1797 code for a protein of 598 amino acids. The transcript is spliced from 2 exons. NCBI's taxonomy places the organism in Eukaryota, Fungi, Ascomycota, Dothideomycetes, Pleosporales, Phaeosphaeriaceae.